CAUGUACCGAUGUCUAUCAUGUGUAAUUGUUGCUAAUGUUUGUCAUCGUGGGUUUAUUCAAACAUUUUGUGCUCAAAAAGUUAACGUUUUUACACAGAGAAAAAUGAAGUUUUUAUCGAAAGAGCAGAAAUUAUUUUAUGAUGAAAACGGAUACGUCGUUCUGGACAUCUUGUCGAGCGCGGAGCUCGAGGAGAUCAGCGCCGAGUACGACUUGAUCUUCAGGAACAAAGCUGACCAAAAUCUUGACGCCACGUGGCAAGGAAGCUGGAAUUAUACGAAAGAUGAAGGCUCAAACACGGUAGUGCAGUCUAUCCACGGCAUGCAGAUGCACUCGGCGGUGUUCAGUCGUCUGUUGCUGCACCCUAGGUUGCUGGACGCGUGCGAGGACGUCAUGGGCACAAGUAAUGUGCUGCUGCAUCACACUAAAGCUCACCUCAAACCUCCUGGCAAGGGCAGUCCGUUUCCCAUGCACCAGGAUUACCACUACUUCCCCUUCAAAAACCACUCGAUGGUGGCCGUGUUUUUCAACCUGGACGACAGCUUCCCAGAGAACGGAGGACUAUGCGUGUACCCAGGCAGCCAUAAGCUCGGUCCUCAGGAAGAUGUGAGCGACAAUCCUGACUACCAUUACCUCAAUAAAGACAAGUUCCCGCUGGAGGCCGCCACUCCGCUCACGCUCAAGAAAGGCCAGGUGGUGAUCUUCUCGUACCUGCUGGUGCACGGCUCGUACCCGAACAGCAGCGACCGCGUACGACGGAUGUUCCUCGUGCAGCUGCGGGCGGCGGAGGACGACCCCGUCGAGCAGGUCCAUCGCUCUGCCUGCCAGGGGCUCGUCCUGAGGGGCGUUAAUGCGCGCAGGGACGCCGACAUCACCAAACGGAUCUCAGGAGAAUAAUUCUGUGCUGCUGCCAUUAUCUUUUUUGGGAAACAUGUAUCGAGUUUUUAAUAUUUGUUAUUCUGUGCUGGCAAAAGGCACUUUUUUGGGAUAUAUAUAUCGAAUUUUUAUUUGAAAGUUUUUAAUAUUUGUUAAUAAUUCUGUGCUGCCAAGAUCUUUUUUGGGAUACAUAUAGCGAGUUUUUUAUUUAAAAGUUUUUAAUGUUUGUUAACCGCUUUACCUUAAAUAAUAAAUGCAUCUUAGUUACUGCUUGAUUUGGUCUUUAUAUUUAUUAAAAGGUUGUUUUCAACUAUUUCAUUGCGUCGUAUGUAAUACAGAGGCAUUGUGCAAGAAUUUUUUCUUUUGAAUACAGCCUAUUUUAGAGCGUGAAAGUUUUUUAUGCGGAUCUGUGAUGUUGUUCAAUGUUUGUGUAUUUCAUUUAAAUUUACACUACUCAUCACCAGUUGGAAUAGCUAAAACGUUAACGAAGAGGGUAUGUUUUAUGUACAGUUGUUCCGCGCCACUUUCAGAUGAAAUAGACAGAUUAAUCAGGCCAAAAUUUGGAAUACGUAAUCUUUAUUCAUAAAUAUAUUUAUAAAACCAUCAUCAAAA
Hyalella azteca is the source of this 1486-nucleotide messenger RNA. RefSeq names its product phytanoyl-CoA dioxygenase, peroxisomal. The coding region runs from base 2 to 895 and encodes 297 amino acids. Gene Ontology annotation, biological process: fatty acid alpha-oxidation. The record is from RefSeq and is a predicted model, not a curated record. Lineage: Eukaryota; Metazoa; Arthropoda; Malacostraca; Amphipoda; Hyalellidae. Gene Ontology annotation, molecular function: phytanoyl-CoA dioxygenase activity. The transcript has 4 exons.